Meloidogyne enterolobii is the source of this 678-nucleotide messenger RNA. Lineage: Eukaryota; Metazoa; Nematoda; Chromadorea; Rhabditida; Meloidogynidae. The record is from the annotation of a GenBank genome assembly.
AUGCUUCUUGGUCAUUCAAAUAUGUUACCUUCUUCAACAAUUGAUGCAUCUUCAACAGUUGUAGAUACCACGCUAAACGCUGGAGGAAGGCAGCAACAGGGAGUUUCUGGUGUUACUCAACAGGCAGAGACAGGAAAUAGGCGAGUAUUCGGAAAAAUAUUCGGAGUAACUUCGGUCUUUUUUAGAUUCCCAAUGGAUAGACGAAUGCUUGAACAGCCAUGGAAAGAUCCUCGUUUCUUUCCAAUAACAAUUGACACUGUGAUGGCCUAUUUUUGUCAAAGAGAGAAUCCGUUUUUUGAUGUAAAUUCUGAUAAUGCAUUCAUAAUGAUGCAACAUCAAGUAGCAAGUGGACCUCAAUUUGAUGAAAUGUUAAAACGAAUAGAGGGCAUUCAGUAUGUUCUUGUUCAACCCCCAAGUUCUCCACCACUUUUUGUUGUUAGAAAACAAAAAAGAAUGAGCGCUGACAAAAUUACUCCUCUUUGUCAUUAUUAUAUUUUGGAUGGAACUGUCUAUCAAGCACCAGAUUUAUAUACUUUUUUACAUUCUAAAUUGAUUGGUAUAAUUGACCCAUUGAGAAAUGCAUUUUUAGAAGCAAUUGAAAUGACUAGGUUUUUUUUUGUUUUUAUGGGCUACCCUAAACCAUUUUUAUGGACCACACCGUCAGGAAAAGAUGACUAA